AGGAGGGUGAACGAAUUGGAGCAAUUGCGCGCUUGAAAAGUGUCACUUCUUCUUCUUCUUCUUCUUCCCGCCCAGCAAUCUCUGCGUAGCGGCGCUGAGAUCGGCGACUAGAGACGGAGAAUCGGUCGUCAGAGCGAUGGAGUUCAGUCUGAGCGGGAACGGAUUGAAAACAUUUUCCCGGUGCAUCACAUGUCUAGCUCGUAUCGGCAACGAGCUUGCCAUUGAAGCUUCUUCUUCUCAGCUUGAAUUUCACACUCUCAACUCGUCGAGAUCUGCGUAUCAGUCUAUUACGUUCAAGCCUGGCUUCUUCGAUGUUUAUACGAUAUUCGGCGCUCAGGUCAAAUUCAGCGUGCUUGUGAAGGCGGUUUGCGCCGUCCUUAGGACACCUAUUCAAAGCAUCGAUCAUCUCAGAGUUCAGUUGCCUGAUCCUGAUGCUUCCAAAGUGCAAUGGACCUUGGAGUGCAAUAACGGUAUGAGAAAGGCCUAUUCAAUUACUUGCAAUGUUGAGCCCGACAUACAACAUCUGGCUCUUGAUAGGAAUGGUUUUCCAAGCAGCUUAAUAGUCAGACCGCGAGAUCUAAACAGACUUCUAGCAAAUUUUCAAUCAUCACUUCAAGAGAUAACGAUCAUUGCAACAGAAACUACUUCUUUGCCUUCUGAUGCUGAUAGUGAAACAGGAGAGAAAGCCGUUGAACUCAGAAGUUAUAUUGAUCCAACAAAAGGUCAGCUAGUUUCUUGUGAGUUUACUAAUGACUUGAAUGGAGAGUAUCUUACUGCAGUUCUGCUUACUGUAGACAAUGACUCUUCGCUGCACACUCAAUUGUGGAUAGAUCCUACAGAAGAAUUUGUCCACUAUAAUCAUGUUGGAGACCCUGUUGAUAUCACAUUCGGAGUAAAGGAAUGGAAGGCAUUCGUUUCAUUUUGUGAGAGCUGUGAAGUCGACAUACAUUUAUAUUUUGAAAAGGCUGGGGAACCCAUUUUAAUGGCACCAAAAGUUGGUCUUUCUGAUGCAUCUGGUUCAAACUUCGACGCAACACUUGUUCUUGCAACAAUGCUUACAUCACAGCUUCGUGAAGAAAACCCCUCUGAACAACCACAACGAGCUGCCUCUAUACCAGCUCAAGCAGUAAGACAGAAAGAGCCUCAAGCACAGCCAGAGAGUAGUCAUAGAGCAACAGCUUCUGAGCAUCCAUCUGAUCAAACAAAAAUUUGGUCUGACCUUUCAGGUAGUGCAGCAAGAAGUGGCAGUGCUGCAGCUGAAGAUAGACAAACUGCAGAAGACAGAAAUUUAAGUGCCACAGAUCUCAGGCAAAGUCAGAGGCUUGGCAGAAUUCAGAUAUCAGAAAAUGUACCUGCAGGAGCUCCUGCUGCAUCGAGGCACCAUAACAGAGAGAAGGGUCCUCCGGAAGAAGCACAAGAUACACCACAAGUUAAUGAUAAUGCAUUUUCCCAACGUCAUCCUAGUAAUUGGGUCGAUGCAACUGAGGUUGAUGAUGAUGAUGACGAUGAUGAUGAAGAUGAAAUGUGUAUCCAAUCAACGCCUCCAUACUGUGAAGAACAUUAGGAAAAGUGUGUGAGAAAGGGAAAAGAAAAUUGACGAUAUGACAGCAGCAGCGCUGGCAAGAAGUUGGGUAUACAUUAUAUAUCAGCUCGAAGAUGGGCCAUUGCAGAGCUCCCACCAUUAAAUGCGUAAGGUAAGAACAUGCUCUGAUGUUUCAGCUACUUGCAAUGUGCCUUUCGUACAGAUUUAUUAGAGUCUAUUUUAAAAAUACCCUGAAACAAGUGAGACCGAAGUCGAUUAUUGCCGUUAUGCAGUCCUUGUCAGAGUGUCUCUAAGCGUGCACCAAUUAUUAUCACCAUUUCUAUUAUUGUUUUGCUUUGCUUUAUUGGGCUCUCCCAAAAUGCAUAUCUUUCCAGUUUCCACUGGUCAUAUACUACGCCUGAUAUAUGAUGAAUGAGGUAGUAAUUCUUUUGGCAUUUUUACUUCUGUACUAGAUCAAUGAAUCGAUCCACCUGAGACUCGUGGUGAAUUUAGUAACCAGCAUCGUAGAACCAAC
Linum tenue is the source of this 2057-nucleotide messenger RNA. NCBI's taxonomy places the organism in Eukaryota, Viridiplantae, Streptophyta, Magnoliopsida, Malpighiales, Linaceae. The record is from the annotation of a GenBank genome assembly.